Molecule: messenger RNA, 2493 nt
Organism: Paraphaeosphaeria sporulosa
Lineage: Eukaryota; Fungi; Ascomycota; Dothideomycetes; Pleosporales; Didymosphaeriaceae
Exons: 4
Coding region: 206-2365 (719 amino acids)
Source: RefSeq, a predicted model, not a curated record
UGCCUACGCUCUUUACCUUUCCUUUCUCACUGCUGGCAGGUUCAGGCACGACUUACGACUGGAGCUGAACAGGUUACGAUCUCUUGUUCGGCAGCAGUCGUUUCUGCCUCCAUGAAUACGUGAAUUUCACCUUCCCUUCAGCCGCUGCUGGUUACCAGCGAGACAAACAACGUUCUUGUAUAUUUCUCUGCGAGGAGCUGGAAAAAUGGAAGGAUGGGGCCUCCGACAUCCGCACCUCGACGUGCGGUCGCACUUCAACAUGACCCUCAACACCUCGGCUGUCCGUGAGAACCCGUGGACGAGCCAGAACGAAACCCGGACGUUGAUUGGGAGCCUCAAGCUUGCUCAGGUCCAGACGCUGCGCACGAUGCAUCUGACAUUGGGCGCCUUCAGUCUAGGGUUGGCACUGUUGACGGUCCACCGGAUUAUUUCGGAUGCGAAGAGAGCAGCCGCGCUGAAGGCGCCCUUGAAGAAAGUACGAUUCGCCGCGCUCCGGAACGUUCAUCCCGCAGAGACAUUCCCACUCGUACUGGCUACUGGUGCGGUUAUACAACAAGUUAUAUUUGUAGCAGUGCAGAGCACUUCUCUCAGUAGUGUUUUAUCUAACCAAUGCCGAGGACUGGCCAUGAUCACCCUUCCCGCGAUCUUCCUCUUGGGUAUUAUAACUCUAGUUUUCGGUAUCGAUAUGGCGAUGCGAGCUCUCAAAGCGGAACGAUUCGCGCCAAAGGGAAAAUGGACGACAAUAAUCUGUAUCGGAUUCAUCUGUUUCCUGACGCUGAUGAUGUGGAUGCCCACGGUUGUCUGGCCCAUGUACAACCGAUGCUUUGCGAGCCUGAUCUGGUUCCCGAUGCGUUACGAGCUUCUCAUGAUGGUCGUUCUCGUCAUCCUCAUCGGCAUGUUCCUAAUACUGGCGGCUAUCAUUAGCAUCCAGUUGAUGCGCACUACCAAGGUCGAUCCAAACCAGCGAAUUGCAGCUUCGCGAAUGUGCUAUUACCUGAUCAUGUCCGCUUUACUAUACACACUCGUACUACCUGUCGAAGUGCAAGCUCACCGAAAGGACUUCAACAGCACAUAUGCUACGUCAAGGAUCGCCGAGGUCGCUCUGUUCUGUUCCGGCAUUGUCAUCGCUUUCGUACAUCUGUUCCUUCGUGUCAACGCUACGCGCCUUGUCAUCAAACCUAUGAGCGAGAUGCACGCCAACGCAAAACAGAAACGCCCGAAGCUUCGAUUGUUCGGUCCCAGCGAUCUCGAGAUGAACAUCAGUGGCCCACUGUCGCUGCAAGGCGGCCGUCGCCCGGAAAGCAGACAAGGCCUCAUAGAUGUUGGCCCGGAGAAGAACAGAUUCGACUUCGAGCCAGGCUACUUCGACCGUCCGCAACGCCCGCUUACUCCGGCUUCCGCUCGAUCCCAAGGCCCUAUCGAUCCCACCAAGUGGCCGCUUCCGCCGGACCCCGUGCAGACGGGAUUCUUCGCGGAGCAAAAGGACGGCAGCAAUGGCCUGCAUAGGCGCAACAAGUCUAAUUACUCGCUUUUCCCAACACGGGCUGAAGACGUUCCCCGUUUGCCUGCGACUGUCUACAGCCCAGACAAACUUGCUGCACCUCAGAGCCGAUUCUCUCAGCUCGCGAUGCGCCGGCAAUCACGUAAGGGCUCUAUCAGUGACGCUAAGUCUAUCACCGAUGUGGGAGAAGCUUUCAGCUUCCUCGUGAAGCCGCCACCUCUAUUCUCGGGACGUCACAACCGCAACCAGAGUACCGACAGCAGUGCAACAGUGCAGAUUGGCCUCCGCUUCUCACUUGCACCAGCAAUACUAGGCGCAGCGACCUACGGCCAGGACCCACCACCUGUUCCCCCUCUACGGCGCGACGAGAGCCAGACCAGCGUAGAGACUCUUGGGCUUCCCAUUCAAAACCCUUCGACCAACACUACACCCUCCGAUUUGGAAGGCGAGACCCUACAAGCAGUCGCCUUUCCUUGCCCUCUAAAACCCCAGGGUGCCACCCUCGGCUCACCCGCCAAGCACAGUCCUGGCAAGACUGCUGCUUUCCCCAUUCUCUCUCCCGCCACCUACCUCCAAGAUCAACGCGAGAAGAUCCUCCCUCCAACCCCUCGCUCCGCUAUACCCGGACCACCGCCUGCCCUUCAGCCUCCCGCACCUCUGCGAACUGCCCCCGGUCUCAGCGGCCUGAGGAUGAACCCCAUCUCCCCGUCUUCGACUCUCUCCCCCACAUCGCCCGCCACGCCGAGCAUACACGCGAGCCGCUCGAAUUCGCUGAAAUCGAGCACGAGCCCAUCGCCGACAGCACGCAUUCCCCUCGGCGCGGGAACCAUGGCGCGCAGUCCGCCAGCAAACGGCUGGAUCUGAACGCCCCUCUUCUUUCGCACCAGUGAGUUUCGAUAGACCGGCCGGCUUGAGCCGUUGUACUACUAGUUCGUUUGGGUUUCUUUUCGCGCGCGUCUGGGCAGCACAGGCAGUGCCAGGCGCAGACUUGG